AUGACUACAGAUUCUGGAGGAUUUAUACUGUUUGGGUAUCAAAAUUCUUCCGUUACAUGGAAUGUUCCAUCUACUAAUGAACCAGUGGAACCAUUUCGCACACCUCGCUGGUCAAGUGUUCUGGGCAAUGCUCCAAUUUUGGACAUUCGAGUUCAAUUAUCAUCAAGUAAAGAAUUCAAAGAUACAAAGGCCGAUUG
This is a messenger RNA of Paramuricea clavata, 197 nucleotides long. NCBI's taxonomy places the organism in Eukaryota, Metazoa, Cnidaria, Anthozoa, Malacalcyonacea, Plexauridae. The record is from the annotation of a GenBank genome assembly.